AAUUUUUAAAAACAAUAUAUUGAAGUAAAUAUGAGAUCGUCUUCAAUGUAUUGAUUUAAAAACAAUAACAAAAAAAAAAGGUUAGAGAAUAAAAAAUGUUAAGAAGAGCUGCGAGCAAUGCGUAUUCAUGGUGGUGGGCAAGCCAUGUCCGAACCAAACAAUCCAAAUGGCUCGACGAAAACCUUCAAGAUAUUGAGGAGAAGGUGCAAUACGCACUUAAGCUAUUGGAAGACGAAGGCGACUCCUUCGCAAAGCGUGCUGAAAUGUAUUACAAGAGAAGACCCGAACUAAUCAGUUUCGUGGAAGAAUCAUUCAAGGCUUACCGCGCUUUAGCUGAACGCUACGACCACAUCUCCAAGGAGCUUCAAAACGCAAACACGACCAUCGCAUCUGUUUUCCCCGACCAAGUCCCCGAGUUCGCCAUGAACGAAGACGAUGACUCCGCUGUCUCUCCUAGAAGCCGUAAAACGCAGACAGACGCGAUGUUGUCCUCGAAUAAGAAUGUUCCAAAGGUUCCUAACUUGCCUAUGAAAGACUCUGAGGCAACAAAGAUGUUUAAGUCGAGGCUAGCUAAUAGAGAACACGGUGGUGAGUUGUCUGAUGUUGUUGUUAACAAGUCCGGUCUGAGCAAAACCGAGGCGGUCGAAGAGAUUGAUAAGUUGCAGAAAGAGAUUCUUGUUUUGCAAACCGAGAAAGAGUUUGUGAAGAGCUCUUAUGAGAAUGCGCUUGCAAAGUAUUGGGAGAUUGAGAAUCGUAUCAUGGAGAUACAAGGGAGAGUUUGUGGUUUGCAAGACGAGUUUGAUGAAGGUGCUGUUGUUAUAGAAGACAAAGAAGCUCAGGUUCUGAUGUCUGAAACAGCUCUCAAAUCAUGCCAAGAGAAGUUGGAUGAGCUGAGAGAGAAACAUGAGGAGAAUGUGAAGGAAACUGAGAUCAUAAGAAAAGAGAUAAGUGAUUCAAAAGAGGAGAUUGGUAAACAUCAUUCUGAUGCAGUUUUUGAUGAUGGAACAAGAACUCAAAGAAGUGAAGAAGUGAAAAAGGAAGAGAAGGAGAAAAAGGUAAUUGAACAUGAGGUGGUGGUGGUGGAUGGUUCAUGCCUUACCAUAACAGAUGUUGCUGAUAAUAUAGAUGAGCUUGUGAAUGAUGUGAUGAAUCUGGAGAGCUUGUUUUCAUCUCAAGCAGCUUUGAUACAAAGGCUAAGAGAGGAGAUAGAUGAUCUCAAGGCACAGAUUAAAGCUCUUAAAGAGAAUAAUAACUCAUCUCAAAGUGAUGAGGACAUGAAGAAGAGGCUGAGAGAGAUGGAGGAAAAGCUGAAUGGUAUUAAUGGUAUAGACAAGGCGGUCGGAGAACAGAGUCAGAACAUUGAAAUACACCUUACAAGAGCACAUAUUAAACUAACUUUCUUGUCUAACAAGUUAAAGGGCUUAAACCAAGAAGGAGAAGAAGAAGAAGAAAACUCAAAGGAUACUAAUGUACCAAUCCAUAGUGAAACAUCUUUGAUUGAUACAAAGGAAAACAUUGAUGAUUCAGUUGUGUCUGAAGAUGUUGAACCAGCAUCUGAUGUGGUGGUUAUUGCUGAAAAAGAAACUACGGAAAAUGAAGUUUUAUUAUUGUCACCAAAGUCAGGCAUUGAGGCUGAAGAUGAAGCGUUUCUCAAGAAGAUUCUUGCACAUGGGAUUGAAGGAAGAGAGAAACAUCUCUUAACUGAAUACACAAAGGUACUUAGAAACUACAAGGAAGUGAAAAAGAUGUUAGAAGAAACAGAAACAAGACUCAAGAGUGAAAACACCUUGAAAGACGAACAAGUCAGAGUCUUAAACCAUAAACUCAACCUCCUGCUUGAAAGUAAAAGUGAUGGUGAUGGUCUUCAAAAGUCUAUAGCCAAGGAACAACAACAGAAAGAGCAAUUGUUCAUGCUGAUUUACAAAGAAGAUAAUGCCAUAAACGCGAUAGCUGGACAAAACCAUAUGUUGUUGUCACCAAAAGAACAGCUGUUCGGAGCAAGAGUUGAUGCAUUGUUAAGCGAGAACUUGAAUUUGCUGGUGAGGUUUAGCAACUCGUUUGGACAGAUACAACAGUUUGAUACUGGGAUCAAAGACCUACAAGUUGAGUUAAUGAAGAUCAUAGACCAAAAGAAUCAAGACAAGCCUUCUCUAAGAUCAAACGUUCGUCCCAUAUACAAACACCUCAACGAGAUCCGCACUGAGCUAACCAUCUGGCUAGAGAAAAGCUUGCUGCUCAAGGAAGAGAUCAACUCAAGAGCUUCAACUCUAAACAACAUACAAAACGAAAUAACAGAAGCUCUCAAAACAGAUUCUGAUGAUCCGGAAACGAAGUUUACGAUCUACCAAGGAGCUAAGUUCGAAGGCGAGGUUUCAAACAUGCAAAAGGAGAACAACAGGAUUGCGGAAGAGCUUCAAACGGGUUUGGAUCAAGUUGAGAAACUGCAGCGAGAAGCUGAUAAGACGCUUGGGAAACUGAGCGAGGAGUUUUCGCUUUCCGAGUCAAAGAACCGGUCCAGUACACGGUCUACGCAAGAUAGCAAAACUAGUAUUCCUCUGAGGUCGUUUAUCUUUGAUGCUAAACCAAAGAAGCAAAGACUAUCCUUAUUCUCUUGUAUCCAACCUUCGAUGUCUAAGAAGAUGAGGCCUGAUUCAUAGGUAACUUGAACGUCAUUUUCAUGUACUUCUAUUACUACAUCAAUUAUGUUUAUUAUGGAUUUAAAUCUUUCCUUGCAUGGGACUCUACGUAUGUAUACUACCGCCAAGAUAACUAAUCAAACUGAAGUUACUUAUGAUGAAUUUUUAUCUACACUGAUUCAUAUGGUUAGACCAUCUCUGAUGGUGAACUAUAAUUUUCUUUAAUUUUGUUAUAAAAUAUUAAAUUUAAUCUAAUGGUAAUUUUAUUAUAAAGUGGAAUAUAGAGUAGAUUUAUUUUUAAAAUAGAGUAAAAAUAUAAUAUUUUUUUCUAUAUUUUUAUAAAGUAAUUUUAUUAUAUAGUAAAUUAGUGGAACAAAUUUAACUAUAUAAUAGAGUUAUUUUAUAGUGAAAUAUAGAAAAAGUUAUGGAGUACUAUUUGAGAUGAUUUUAGUGAUUGGUCUAAUUUUAAUAUUUUUCUAUAUUCCACUCUAAUAGAGUGAAUAUAAAGUAAAAUAUGACAUUUAUCUAUAUUUUAUUUUAUAAUAAUUACUUUACUAUAGAGUAACAUCAUUGAAGUAAAAGUUACAUUAUAAUAUAAUUAUUUUAUUGUUAUGUAAAUUAUAGAAAAAAAUAGAAUUCCACUGAAGAUGUCCUAAGCAUUAAUAACAUUGGCUGAGCUCGUGGAUCACUUUAUACUUCGUACUUUUACGAUUUGUAAUAACCACAUAAAUAACUUUAGUUUUUACUAUUAUGACUUUUAAAGAAAGAGACAAAUAAAAAAACACUUCGGCUAUCUAUCUACAGCUAGCAGAAUCGCGUUAGUCUAAGUUUACACGGCUGUUUUGUUUGACUAAUGGAUGAUUUGUACAUCUUCGUCGUGAUCUUUGCCGGAAGAAAAAAAAAAUUAAACAAAUAGAUUUAUGAGGUUUUGGCACUAUUAACUAAUCUACUGAACUACUCAUUAUCUUUUAGCAUCUAUCUAUUAUAGUAGUAUAUUGCUACUUUAACUAGCGAUUGUACCAAAAUAUACUCGCUAUUCUAUGGUACACAUGAUACAAAUUCUUAAGACGUGUGCAAAGUGCAAGCAUCAUUACCCCCCAAGUGGGUAAAUUACCCAUCGAACACGGAGUUACUGUCAGAAAUAUAUUUAUUCUUUUAUCAUAACACAAGAAGUUAAACGCCAACAAUUUAUCAGGGAAGAAUCAAAAAGUAUUUUAUUUUAGUAAUUCUUUUACGGUUAUUGAUCAUGGUUUUUCAAAUAAGAUGUCCAGUUUUAUCUUAUAAAACUAAUCUGGAAUUUGUUUAAAAAUGAAUCGCUUUGUUUUCCAAUCUUUCAUGAAAGAUCUUUUCAUUUUCGUUUUUCAUUCUUUUUGUAAUUAUGGUGAUGUAUGCAAACUUCCAAUACUGAUCAAUGAAAUAUAUUAACCGAUGGCUAUAUACAAAUCUUCUAGUUUCUGAUGAGAAGGUGUACAAAUCAAACAAACGAAACUUUACCAUUUAAAAUACUCUGUAUAAUUGUUUCGCUGCUAAUUUGAGUCUUUGCCCCUACAUGUUUGCCUAAUACUACAACCUAAACAUCCUAUAAAAAAUCUUUGAAUAAAAGGAACUAUGUAUUAAGAAGUAAUAGUUUUUGGGGAACAAAAAGAAUUAAAGAGAAGUUUAGUUAAGGAGAUUAAGACAAAAGAUGAUAGAUUAAUAGAAAGGAUGACAGGGUCGCACGUGCAACACCGAAAUCUUCGAAAAUCAAAAGAUGCUGCGCACGUGCCUCCUUGGUCAAAGGUCAAAAGCAACUGAUACAUUAGCACUAGUCAUUGGACCUCCCAAACUAUUUAAACAACACUAAUUUAGAUUAAUCAUAAUUGUCGCCUUAUUUUAAUAAAUUGCUGGGUAUCCAAGAUAAGGACGAUGAUUAGGAGAGUUUUAGUAAAGACCCUUUAAUAGACAUCCUUUACUUCUAUGUAUAUCUGAACACGACAUAUUCAUUCAUGGCUUAAUGGCUAUAUAUGAAAGGCUUUAAGGGCAAAGUUAGUGAACGUAAUAUAAAAUGUUUGUUUCUACACUAAUACAUUGCCUUUUGUUCGUGGCUGUAUUUUUACUGAAUGCACAGAUAUAUUACGUAAUGAUUUUAUAAUGGUUGUUUGAAUUUAUAUGGUACUUAUGUAGUUUAAGCAGUUUUGGUGCUCUCUGUCUGGAAUCGUUUGUAGUGACUGAACCCAGUUCUGGAAUUUAAGGUUCUUAAUAUAAGUUGUAUUACAAAAAAAAGGCAGUUUUUGGUGUUGAAUUAUUUGUUUUGCUCUUGUGUUGUGUUCUAGUUGUACUGGAAACAAGCAACGCAUAAAAAUAAGAAAAAUUGUAUGUUGCUACCAGGUCUAUACUAACAAUUCCAUCAAUUCAAUUGUAUCUUAAAAGUCUGAAUGAUGAUUGAAUAUUUGUAUAUAUGUAGUGUAUUACGUACAGUCUAUCCGCAGUAUGUAAAAUCUGUAACAUAUUAGAGCUUGUGAUCAGAGGCGAAGCCACCUCAUACUCUAUGGGUGCAUGUGCACCCGUGAUAAUAUCUAUCUUUCAAAUUUAGUGAGAAAAAAUAAUAUAGAUUCGGUAGAUCUGAUGGUAAAACAUAGGUUCUGCACCUCCUUACAACCCAGGUUCAAUCUCUUCUUAUAUCUUCCUUUCUUUUGUAAUUAAUAGUGCAUCCACUAUACAAAAGUCCUAGCUUCGCCCCUGCUUGUGAUUAACAUAAAUCAACAAUAAGAAAUAACUUGCAUAUUUUAGACGUCAACUGGUAACAUAAUCAUACGAUCACUUAUACAUUCAUCGCAAAGUAUAUUGGAGUUUUUAAAAGAAACAUUAACAUAAAGUCAGAAUGGUAUCUAUUUCAAUAAUAUCACUUACAGUAUACAUAAUGAAGAGAAUAUAUUUGGUCAUUUUCAGCGAGUACUGAAUAUACCAUUGAAGGAGGUGAAGAUAUGAAUAUAAUCAAUAUAUACGAUACUGAUAAUAUGCAGCUACUUGCGGGUGACAAAAUAUAUCAUCUAUACUAUUAUAUCAUGAAUCACUCAUAAGGGAAAAGAGGGGGAUGAUGUGGAAGCAUGUGUUUAUCCUCUCAAGUUGCUAGACUCAGCCACGUGUGAUGACGUGGCACUUAUAAAUUUAUAUGAUUUGCAGGGAACUAGUAGUAUUAUAUAUGUGUUCGGUGUUCCAACAAGUUCAAUAAUAUUUACAAUGUGUGUAUUAGUAUACAAA
Messenger RNA from Brassica rapa (field mustard), 5876 nucleotides. RefSeq names its product protein NETWORKED 2C. NCBI's taxonomy places the organism in Eukaryota, Viridiplantae, Streptophyta, Magnoliopsida, Brassicales, Brassicaceae. The record is from RefSeq and is a predicted model, not a curated record. Gene Ontology annotation, molecular function: actin binding.